Molecule: messenger RNA, 2214 nt
Organism: Tachyglossus aculeatus (Australian echidna)
Lineage: Eukaryota; Metazoa; Chordata; Mammalia; Monotremata; Tachyglossidae
Gene: DCAF17
Product: DDB1 and CUL4 associated factor 17
Exons: 14
Coding region: 65-1660 (531 amino acids)
Biological process (GO): protein ubiquitination
Cellular component (GO): Cul4-RING E3 ubiquitin ligase complex
Source: RefSeq, a predicted model, not a curated record
UGUGAGCUGCUCCUGCCCGCGCCUCCGGCGGUCCGGGAUUGGCAAGCUGCCCCCUCGGUGCCCGAUGCGCCCAGACUCCGCAGCCCGCACACCUGGCUUCCCGGGCCGCAGGAAGGACAACGUCUGUCACCUGCUGGGCAGCAGGACGCGGGGACUUGUCGCGGGAGAUGCCGGGGUCAUCCAGAGGAAAAACCUGGGCAUCCUGAGGAAGUUGAUGUGCCAGGAAAGUACUAAAUUCAAGAAUGUUUGGACAACACAUUCCAAAUCUCCUAUUGCCUACGAGAGAGGAAGAAUUUAUUUUGACAAUUAUCGGUCCUGUGUCUGCAGUGUUGCUUCAGAGCCAAGAAAGCUUUAUGAAAUGCCAAAGUGUUCCAAAUCAGAAAAAAUAGAGGAUGCUUUAUUGUGGGAAUGUUCAGUGGGGGACAUGCCGCUUAAUCCAUCCGACUAUAAAUCUUCCCUUAUCGCACUGACAGCACAAAAUUGGCUUCUUCGUAUAUCUGUAACUACUGGAGAAAUACUUGAAAAAGUAUAUCUUGCUUCCUACUGCAAAUUCAGGUAUUUGAGUUGGGAUACCCCUCAAGAAGUCAUUGUUGUAAAGUCAGCUCAGAACAAAGUUACGGCAGUAGCCAGACAGGCAGGCAUUCAGCAAUCUGUACUCUUGUACCUUGGUGUGUUCAGUGUCCUCCCUCUUUCACUUAUAGGAGUGCUGGAGAUUAAUAAAAAAGUCUUUGGCAACAGUGUGACAGAUGCCACAAUUUCUCAUGGAAUGCUGAUUGUGAUGCAUAGUUCAGGUCUGGUCAGACUUUACAGCUUCCAGACCAUCACUGAACAGUUCAUGAAGCAGAAACUUGAUUUAGGGUGUACAUGCAGUUGGGGUGGGGCCAUUGGAACUGUGGGAGAAGCUCCUUUUGGCAUUCCUUGUAAUAUUGAAAUAACAGACACUCCAUCACUGCUCUUUGAAGUGUCUUCCCUGGAGAACGCAUUUCAGAUUGGAGGAUACCCUUGGCACUACAUCAUCACUCCAAACAAGAAAAAACAAAAAGGAGUUUUCCAUAUUUGUUCCUUAAAAGAUCAUUCUUUGGCGAAAAAUGGAAUCCAAGAAAUGGAAUGUUGUUCCUUGGAAUCCGAUUGGAUAUAUUUCCAUCCCGAUGCCUCAGGAAGGAUAAUUCAUGUAGGCCCAAAUCAGGUCAAAGUUUUGAAGCUUAAGGAAAUAGAAAAUAACAGUUCCCAACAUCAGAUCACUGAAGAUUUUGUCAUUAAGGCCAACAGAGAGAAUAAAACAGGCAGUUCAGUAACUGUCACAGCUUCUGGACGGGUGGUGAAGAAACGUAUAAACCUGUUGGAUGAUGAUCCAGAAGAAGAGACUUUCAAAAUUGUGGAUUACGAAGAUGAGUUGGAUUUGCUGUCCAUCGUGGCAGUAACUCAACUAGAUGUGGAGGGAAAAGCUCACCUUGACUUCCACUGUAAUGAACGUGGCAAUUUACUUAAGAGCAUUCCACUAGUGGAGUCGUGGGAUGUGACAUACAGCCAUGAAGUUUACUUUGACCGAGACUUAGUUUUGCACAUAGAACAGAAGCCCAACAGGGGUUUCAGUUGCUAUGUAUACCAGAUGGUCUGCAGUGCUGUGGAGGAGGAUGAAAGCACAAGCAAGAAAUGUUGAAAAGUAGAGAAAACGAACUUAGAGAUCUACCACCUCCUGUGUAAGAGCUUCUAUCCAAGCAGUCAGUCCAGCCUAAAUCCUAAUACGUGGAAUACGGAUCCAGCAGGCCCUCCAAAUCCAGGGUCUGAUUCUUGGAGUAGCCUCUUAUAAAGCUUUGCAAAGACACCCGCGCUCACAAACGUGGGCACAGUACUCAACGAAGAACUUGCCUAGGAAAUGUGAACUGAUCUAACCGGCAGAUGCAUAUGGCUAGCGAUUCUGCCUUCCAAUGUCCUCUGGGGGACAUUUUAAUAUUCACUGUGAACUAGAACUAGAUGUAACUGGAAUCUUCCCCUGGCCUCUCUACAGACUGCCAGCACGUGAGCUAUUUAGCCUUCCGUUCAGGUGAAAAAAGGGGUGGAUGGAGGCUUCUCUUCUCUCUGCUUAGUAGAUAUGGUCUCUGGCCUCAGAGGGGAGAAUCAAGCUCUGUGAGGGAAUACACAAAUUUUUAAACUAAAAACGUUAUCAGAGAUUUUACUUUUAUUGUGAAUUAAUAAACACUGUAUAUUCAUUAA